This is a messenger RNA of Drosophila albomicans, 871 nucleotides long. RefSeq lists its product as uncharacterized. The transcript has 2 exons. Bases 2 to 841 code for a protein of 279 amino acids. The record is from RefSeq and is a predicted model, not a curated record. Lineage: Eukaryota; Metazoa; Arthropoda; Insecta; Diptera; Drosophilidae.
CAUGGUUCAACUACUCUCGGCGCCCUUCCACACCGACAACCACAGUGCAAAUUUCCCGCUUAUCACUACGCUAAUGCAUGAACUGAGCAAGAGGCCAUCGAAUUAUGUGCACGACAUAUUUGAUGAGCUAUUUGACACUUUGGUCGCUUAUCAAUCCCCGCUGAGUGUGGCGCAACAUUUGGGAAGUUUCAACGCGAGCCUAACCCAAUUGACCAUGGCCAAUGUGCAAUUUCUGAAUCGUACCGAAGUCCAGUUCAAUUCGAGUGCGCACAAAACUGUGCAGGAUAAUCUUCGCAAGCUGAUGAAACAUCCAACAUAUGAAAUGGAAGUGGAGCAGUCGCUGCGUGAACAGGCGUACGUCCAAUUGCCUUCUAGUGAUCGUGUGCUCAACACCGCCGAGAAGGUUUGUCUGCGCAGUGCGAACAGCAGCAACAUUUACCUUUACAAUUGCCCCAAUUCAUCCUCGAUGUGCACUAUGGAACGAGAAUCUCAGCAGAUGUUCGUCAAGGUUCAACGUGACGUCGAAGACAGUUCAAACAUUGCAUUUCAAAACCCGAAGUCGAGCAAUCAAUAUCUAAUAAUGGCAUCCCAUAUCCAAGCAACCGACAAUGGUGUCGUCAAGAACGUGUACAGUUUAGAUGGCAUUUACUGGUGGCAUGUGAUGUCGGUGCAGGACGGCGUGGCAAUCUACGAUGCUGCCACAGACGGCUCGGUGAUCUGUGGCGGCGAUCCAGAGCAGUGGGAGGGCAAUGAACAUUAUGCAUACACGCGGCAUGCAGGAAACUUUGAUGCCCAUCGCAAGGAAUGCACUUGGAUCAUCGAAGACUGUAGCGAUAAAUAAUUAGUAUUGAAUAAAUGUAAAAAUAUAUGA